ACGCAGCGUUUGUGGGUUUUGAUCGUUAUUUUAAAAUAUGUAAGGACAAGACGUUCUAUUUUCUCGUACAGUGUGUAUGUUUGUUUUCGAGUGUCUAGUUGUGUAAUGAUAAACGAGUAUAGCGCGUUAGCUAGUUCUCAAUGUUCACGUAUGGUUUAGACUAGAAAGAAAUGUGUGGUCAGAAAGUUGAACACAUGGGAGGAGCUGUAAGUUUUUUGGUUUGGUUAUGGUUCGUAUUUUGCUAGGAAAUACGUUUUUUCGCGUUAUCUGCGUCGGAAUUUUGAGGGUUUGUGCGUUGCGGGGGUUGUUAGGGGUUUCUGGGGCGAUUUAGAUGUGCGAGGGAUAGUGUCUGUGUGUUGGGUGCGAUGGGUGUAAAAGGUUUUCAGGAUCUGGGAUAGUGCGGUUUUUGUCUGGUCUACAGUUGAUAGUGGUUUGUUGACGUGCAACAUAGGGUUACGUUUGAGCACUCGGUAUUGUGAUAUUUUUAUUGUCGUGCUUGCGCAGCGUAUGCAUGUUGUUCGUGUUAUGUUGCAUCAUUGUUUAACAGGUCUGGUGUGUGGCUGCUUUCUCGUGGUUAUGUAUGUGUCUUCGAUUGGUUGUUGCCGGAUUGUGAAGGUUUGUAGUUUGUUAAUUUUUUUGUAGGAGCGGUUGAUUGCAGAGUCGACUGGACGAGUGGUCUCAGGCCCGUUAUCAGUGACGGAGGGUGAUAAUGUAACUUUACGGGUACCGGGUUCGAAGACGGUGGAUAGUAGUGACGUUCGGGUUUUUCUGAAUGAUGUUGUUGUGCCUUCUGAUCACGAUCGUAUAUCUGUGGAGAAGGAUGGUAGUACGGAUAAUUAUGUGGUCAUUAAUGAUAUUGGUAUCAACGACGGUGGUCGCUAUACAGUGGAAUUUGGUGGUAAUGUGGUACCUUUAUCAGUGAUCGAAGUUGUGCCUGCAGAAACGGGUUCGGUUUUGGAAGAGGUAACGUUGGACAAGCCACAGGUGGUUAUGGAAGAGGAGUCAGUUGGAAGCGCUGGCGUUUCGCUUGUAGAGCUGGAGGAGGAUAAAGAUGUAGGAGAAUCGGUCGAGCAUGAGUUACCGGUUCACGAAGUUAUGGAAGGAGAUACUGUGAACUUAACAAUUGAACGUCCGGAGUCAUCUCAAGUCACUUUAUACAGAAAUGGUGAGAAAAUUGAGCCAAGUUCGAGACUAGAUUUGAAGCCGAAAUCAACAACGUCGACAGAAAUUACAAUUAAAAAUAUCAUCCCAAAUGAUGAGGGAACAUACACUGUAUCCUUCGAUAAUCUCAAUAAAAAAACUAAAUUGAUGUUCCUUAAGGUGGUAUCCAAACCAAUGCUUUACGAUGUUUUGUCUUUGCCAAAAGACAUAUUUGAGGAAGGCGAAGUUUUACAAUUAGAAUGCACGUUUGAUAAACCGCAACAAGAUUUAAUUUGGUUGAAAGAUGGAGAUGAACUAAAAGACGAUGAUAAUACCACAAUCGAAAACAACGAACAAACAUACACACUCACCAUACGAAAUCUCAAACCACAUGUAAACGAGGGAGUAUACACCUUAAAAGGGCCGCAUAUUCAGCUUCAAACCCCGUUUGUUUACGUCCAAACUAAGAAACCUGAACAAAACCAAAUCCUGCAAAAACAUCAAGAAAUCAAUGCCGAACUUGACGUGUCCAAAUCUGAACCUUCAAACGAAACAGUCUCUCCGCAACCCCCACAACCAGAGAACGAACCAACACCUCAGCAAGUCUCUGAAAUAGGGCCAACUGGACCAUCUUCCGAAAUACCGGAUCAAACUCCACUCUCUCAAAUGCCAAGCCAAGCAGCACAAUUCGUUCAACAACCGAAGGCCAACAAGACCAAUAUUCUUGAAGGAGAACAGUUAGUGUUAGAGUGCGAAUUAGAUCAAAAACCGAAUACAGUUCAGCUAAAGAAGAAUGGUGAAAUCGUCGAUGAACAACGAGUGAAAGACGAUAGCAAAGACAAAAAGAUUCGAUUUACACUGGAUAAUGUUAAAGUGAACGAAUCUGGUGAUUACACAGUUGUGGUCAAUAAUGAUCUGGAAAGUAAACCUGUCUCAAUUACAGUCAACGUAGAUAUUCCAAAGUUCGUUAAAAAUUUAAAGGUGAACAAGAAUCAAUUAGAGGAACUAGAAACUAUCAUCUUCGAGUGUGAACUCAAUAAACCGUACGACACUGUUAUCUGGUUAAAAGAUAAUGUGCCUAUUGAGUCCAAUGAAAACGUUCAAAUUACACAAGAUAAAUCUAAAUUGAAAUUGACGGUGAAAAAUGCGAAACCCCAACAGGAUACCGAAGCAGCUCAAAUUUGUCCAACAACCGAAGGCCAACAAGACCAAUAUUCUUGA
Messenger RNA from Didymodactylos carnosus, 2361 nucleotides. The record is from the annotation of a GenBank genome assembly. NCBI's taxonomy places the organism in Eukaryota, Metazoa, Rotifera, Eurotatoria, Philodinida, Philodinidae.